GUUUAAUUUCGUUAACGAAUCCAUUUUUGAGCCCCACGACCCCCACUCUAUUCUACAAAAUUAGGGUAGGGCUGUGACACGCUUUCGCUGACAAGUUUACCACCACAACACACUACGUCUUCUUACGAAAAACAAGACACGAUGAAGGUCGAAGUUUGCUCGUUCUCUGGCGCUAAGGUCUACCCCGGCUUCGGCCGUCUCUACGUUCGUGGAGACAACAAGGUCUUCCGCUUCGUUAACUCCAAGUCCGAAAGUUUGUUCUUGCAACGCAAGAACCCCCGUCGUCUUUCCUGGACCCAACUCUACCGUAGCAUGCACAAGAAGGGUGUCUCGGUUGAGCAAGCUAAGAAGCGUACUCGCCGUACUGUCAAGCACCAACGUGGUGUUGUCGGUGCUGACUUGAACGUCAUCAAGGAGAAGCGUAGCCAACGCCCCGAGGUUCGUGCUGCUGCCCGUAGCGCUGCCUUGAAGGCCCACAAGGAGAAGAAGGCUGCUUCCGAGUCUGCUAAGAAGGCCAACAAGGCCAAGGCUGCCGCCUCUAACGCUCGUGGUCAGGCUCGUCAUUAGAAAUAAAAUGCCUAGAACGAGGA
Molecule: messenger RNA, 590 nt
Organism: Schizosaccharomyces japonicus yFS275
Lineage: Eukaryota; Fungi; Ascomycota; Schizosaccharomycetes; Schizosaccharomycetales; Schizosaccharomycetaceae
Product: 60S ribosomal protein L24
Exons: 1
Coding region: 142-567 (141 amino acids)
Cellular component (GO): cytoplasm
Molecular function (GO): structural constituent of ribosome
Source: RefSeq, a predicted model, not a curated record